AACUUCAUUCUCAAAAUAUUUUUGUUUUUCAAGAUAUGCUUAAAACAAAAGCUCGUUCAAUAUAUGAACAAUUAAAAGAUGGAGGUGUAGUAUUUCCAACUAUAUUUGUAGCAUCUAAUAGUUGGAUGACAGUAGUUAAAUAUGAAAAUUGGUUAAAAUGGUUGGAUAGUCAAGUUAAUCAGCCAACAGUUCUUUUAGCUGAUAAUUGCCACACUUAUUCAAGUCCUAGAUUAAAAAAUAUUAAAUUAAAAUUUUUGCCACCCAAUACUACGUCAGUUAUUCAACCAUGUGAUGCUAGCAAUAUUAAAAAUUUUAAAGCUAAUUAUCGUAAGUUACUAGUAACAAAAUGGAUAGAUAAUAUUGAAAAUGAAAAAUCUAUUGUGCCAAUUAAUAUUAAAGAAGCUAUUUAUUUUAUUUCUGAUAAAACACCAACCGAAGAGUCUAUUAUUAGAGAUAUUCUCAAAGAGCUAGGUUUGAUUGAUAUUGAAAAUUCAGAUUAUGAGAAUGACAAAGAUGAAGAAGAUGAAGAAUUUAUUGAUGAUUUGGUUCCAUAUAAUGAAGGGAAAAAAGCAUUAGAAAUUGCAAAGAAAUAUCUUGAGCAAUCACAAUUUGCUACUGAAAAUGAUAUUGAUUUGUUAUGA
This is a messenger RNA of Dentiscutata erythropus, 641 nucleotides long. The record is from the annotation of a GenBank genome assembly. Lineage: Eukaryota; Fungi; Glomeromycota; Glomeromycetes; Diversisporales; Gigasporaceae.